Prunus avium (sweet cherry) is the source of this 2280-nucleotide messenger RNA. It is a transcript of the gene WIP2, whose product is annotated as WPP domain interacting protein 2. The record is from RefSeq and is a predicted model, not a curated record. NCBI's taxonomy places the organism in Eukaryota, Viridiplantae, Streptophyta, Magnoliopsida, Rosales, Rosaceae.
AUUUAAUAUUCCUAAUUAAAUAUCAUUGCUAUAAAACCGCAAAUCCGAUCACAAUUUAGGGUUUCCAAUGCCCUUCGAAUUUAUCAUCACCUGCAUCUUCUUCUGAGCUUUAGUUAAUAAUUCUAACGAUUUGGGCCAUGAGAUGGGAUGAUCUCAUUGAAUUGGGUGUGAGGGAGAGACCCUGAAUUUUUCUUAGUUAUGGAUUUGGAAAUUGAAUCUGUGGAAGAUAAUGAAGUAAACCCACAAACAGUGUUCCAUGCUGAUGAUAAGGAUAAUGAUGAUGGUAGUAAUGAGAUCAGGAACAAUGGGUCAUGUGCUAAUGUGACUGAAAAUGUAGCAAAUACUAGAGUUAAUCAUGUUGACACUGCACAGCCAGUGAAUUCGACUUUGCCGGCUGCCAACUCUCCCGGUGGGGGUUCACCUCCCACCGUCAAAGGGCUUGGCUUAAAGAAGUGGAGGAGGAUUAAGAGAAAUUUUUCUAGGGAUGAUAGUGACAAUGCAUUUGAUGAUUCUAGUAAAGUUUUGAAGCGGGGUUUGUCUGGUAAUGGAAACCCAGUUAAGUCUAAGAAUUCACCCCGUGAAAUCAAUCAUAACAGUGAAGGUUCUGUCGGAUCUGUGAAUACGUUAAGAAAUGUGGGAGUUGUUGAUGGCUUUGCAAUUCAUGGUUCAAGUUCUGAUUCCAGAUUUGCUGUGGGUUCUGCAUUUGCUGCUGGUGCAGAUUCUGAGAACAGUGAGGAUCGGAGUAGCAAGUCUUCUACAGCUGCCAGUGUUCCAAAGGCCAAGUAUGAGCUGCCUGCAGUAUUGGGGCAUGCAAGGGAGAAGAACAGGAUGAAGAGUACCGGUGGAAAGAGUUUUUAUAGUUCAGCUCAAAGGGCCCAACAGGGAAGGGUACAAAUUGAAAGCAGUAAGAAGCAUAGAGGAGACGGGGUCAAGGUUGAGAAGGAAAACUCUUAUUCCAGCGUGGAAUCUGACUCAAGAAGCUCCAACCAUGUGUUUAUUCAGAGUCCAAUUCUGACUAGUAACGGGAAGCAAAGUGGAAGGUCAAUGAGUCAUGACGGAGAAAACAGUGAUGAAGUUCAUGCAAGUGAACAACAAUACAGUGAAGAAGUUCAAACUGGUUAUAGCAAAGAGAAUGUAGGAGAAGCUGAAGUUUUUUCUCAAGAUGACUUUCUUGCAGACUUGCCAUGGAAGGUUAAGGGUGAAAAAAAUAAGAAUCGUAGGUCCUUAAAAGAUCAGGAUCCUCUGUUUGAGUCUAUCCUUAAUCUCCAGUCUGUACAAGAAGCACUUGCUAAAGAGGUUCAGAAAUUCGGGGAGAUUGGGAAGGAACCUUUAUCACCGGGUGAUAAUUCAGUGAAUGGUAGUGGUAUACCUGCUGACCUCUCUUCAAGUGAUCCGGGAAUCAAUGAAUCAAAUUUAUCUGACCAUUUGGGUUCUGAAAAGAUUGGACAAACUUCUUCGAAGUCCUUGGAAGCGCAAGUCUUAGGUUUGAAACAAAGUGUGAAGCUUUUGGAAAGCAAGUUGGAUGAGAGUAGGGCUAUGCUUGAGGUGAAGGAGUCCAGGGUUGCUGAACUCGAAGAUAUGAUUAACAUUAGCAAGUCUCCAAAAGAAGAAUCAGGUAGUACCAUAGAUUUAGAGGAGGAAAAAUAUCGAGAGUUGGAGACUGAACUUGAGGGCCUGUUUAGGCAAAUGAUUGAAGCUCAGGUUGAGUAUAUUGCAAUUAAAAGAACCACACAGAGGUUGAAGUUUGCUGCAGGUGGCCAAAUUGCACUACUUGACGAGCAAGAAGAAGUGGCUGGAGAGCAAGCACAGAUGCUGAACAAGCUUGGAGAAGCAGAAAUUAGGGCUGCAAAGCUAAAGGAACGAGCAGAGGAGUUGGGGAAAUAUGGUGGAGAUAUUGUAGCGACUGAAGAGGUUUUCACUAUGCAGAAGAGGUUUUGUAAGAUUACUUCAUGUCUUUUUAUUCAGAUGAUAUUGCUGGGCUUAGCCGUCUGGUUUUUUUCCUUGCAGACCCCCCAUCAAGGGGUGGCUGUACCCACCUGAGUUUGUGAUUAGUAAUGCCCUUUUUUUGUGUAUUCUCAACCUCUUUAGGCAAAUAUUUGAAUGUUAAAUUUUAUCUUUUGUCAUGUAGAACCUUUUUCUUCCCUCCUCUCUCUCUCUCUCUCUCUCUAUGUUUUUCUUUUUGUAACAAUGUUGUAAUUUUUUUGUUUUUUUUCUAGGAACAAAAGCAUCCCAAAAUUAUAAAUUUUUCAUAAAUGGCUGUAGCUUUUUCUACCUUCCCAA